AUGCGAUCUGUGCAUGACGAAUUAAAAGUCCUACCACCAUCACUCAAACCCUACCACCAUUCGAACUCUACCACUACUACUCGAGCCCACCACUCAAACUCUACCACCACUACUCAAACUUUACUACCAUCACUUGAGCUCUACCACUAUUACUCGAGCCUUACUAUCACUUGA
Molecule: messenger RNA, 174 nt
Organism: Acaulospora colombiana
Lineage: Eukaryota; Fungi; Glomeromycota; Glomeromycetes; Diversisporales; Acaulosporaceae
Source: the annotation of a GenBank genome assembly